Laetiporus sulphureus 93-53 is the source of this 1634-nucleotide messenger RNA. RefSeq lists its product as uncharacterized. The coding region runs from base 201 to 1199 and encodes 332 amino acids. The transcript has a single exon. The record is from RefSeq and is a predicted model, not a curated record. Lineage: Eukaryota; Fungi; Basidiomycota; Agaricomycetes; Polyporales; Laetiporaceae.
GGUUUCCAGCAGGUUCAUUCCGCCCGGCAACAGCUGUUGCUACGAAGGUGUUCAUUCCUCCGGCGCGACCUUCCAAGCUCCCGUCCACGGCGUCCGCAGUUCCCUCGCCUUCGUCAAGCAGGCGGACGUCGCGAAGCAGCUACCGAAGCAGCGCUGUGUCUUUGUCAACAGACAGAGAAUUGUGUGCAAUCGUUGAACUGAUGUCGCCGACCAUUGAGACUGAUGAGAACGCGUCGAGAACACCAGUUUAUGGCAGCCGGUCUCGCGCGAAUUCCCUGCUCGAUGUCUAUCGCAGCACAGAGUUGGCGCAGGCCCAGUGCGUUGAUGUAGAUCCGCCCUCUUCGCUCUCCUCCCUGUCUGCCAGCAGCAGCUCGUUGAACGCGGAGUCCACCCAGGACGAUUUCUGCCAGGCUGCUGUCUACUCACCCGUCCAGGCUGCAUUCCCUGCUUUCCACCUGCCCUCGACGCCUCGACGACCCACUUGGGAUGGGGAAUCGCUACCAUCGCUGAAGACGUCGACUUCGUAUAGCUCUCUCUCCACGCCUAGUCUAAGCCGAACGUCUUCGUUCCAUCGCUCGCCACCGGUCAGCCCGACGGCUGCCACCCUGUCUACUCCGGUGGAUAUGACUCCCGUGUCUGCGCACGGUCACCUGGUGCUGGAGGUGAUCGAGGAAGUCAGUCCACCUGAGGAUGCGGAAUCGCCGCGCGAUCUGUUCUACAGCGAUGCGAGGGGGAACUCGUCGCUUCCGAACUUGACCAUGCAGGCGCAACCUGGCUCUGUCCAUGAGUGCGGCCCAAGUCAGGAGGCAGCACAAGAGAGGUCGAGGUCGGACAACCAGCCAGCUCGCGAGCACCAAGUGCACAGACCGAAAACGGCGAACGUCGCAUCUGCGGUUGCAGUGUCGUCGUCGAGAAGCGGCUCUCCUGCUCAACAUGUCUCGCGCACGGUGAUCAACAGGUCGAAGCGAAGUGCAAGUAAUGCUAUCGCACGGUUCUUUACCAAGGAGGUGAAAAAGACACAGACCGUGGAACAUCUUUUCCAUUUCAACGGUUCCGCUCUAAACCUCAGCAUGGCCAAAGCUGAGGAAAAAAAGAGGAAGAAAGCAGCUGCGCGGGCACAAAUCGACAAGCUGGCCGUUGAGAAUGUGCGUAGUCCGCUGGAGGUGCACGCCCAGCGGAACGACCGCCUGUGUCACUAAGGUGGUGUGCUCGCAGUUCUCGGUAUGAGACUGCUGGACCUCUUAACUCGAUCUAUCAGGGAUUGUUGUAUUGAUUAUAUCUAUGUACGCUAUCGGUAAUUGCUGCUAUCCUGCUGUACUCUGGCUAUUAUGAUAGAAUAGAUGCUGAAUCUGACCUCAAGCUCUUAGGUACUGUUCGUCGUGUCGGCCUCUCGUUCUUGUCCGUUGCUGGGUUCAGCGUUCAGAAAGACGAUGCAGUGAUUCCUAUUGUACACAGGACAAGCAAAAACAGUAGUAAUACAUGGAGAAGGGGAGAAUCACAAAUGAAGAAUUCCAGGGGUCGCCGCUGCAGGAGCCUAGCACUUUAGGACUCUACAUGGCGUAAUCUAAUCUAUCAUAUGGCACCAUCACGUCGUAUUACAGCAACAUCAAUAUCACAGCAGUGCGUCGACCUCA